Messenger RNA from Eremomyces bilateralis CBS 781.70, 1044 nucleotides. RefSeq lists its product as uncharacterized. Bases 1 to 1044 code for a protein of 347 amino acids. NCBI's taxonomy places the organism in Eukaryota, Fungi, Ascomycota, Dothideomycetes, Eremomycetales, Eremomycetaceae. The transcript has a single exon. The record is from RefSeq and is a predicted model, not a curated record.
AUGCCGAUAUCAUUAUUACCCAACACGGCGCAAGCCUUUGCGCCGCGGUCUGCCCCGACCAUCGUCCUCAGUUCCAAGGUCGAACCAUGGCUCACCCAGACGCUGAAGCGGGUCAACAAGAUCAAACGUCCGCUCAAUUCCAUUCCACAGCACUACCGAUGCCUGACGGAGACCUUGUCUGGCACGGCGGCAAUAUGGACGCUGUGCUCCAUUAUGUUACCCAAAGCGCCUGAUUCCGAGCUGCGGAAGGACUCGAAUCCGCUCGUGGAGGCUCUGUUCAACUACCAGCUGUUGCACGUUGACGCAUAUGUUGUACACGUUGACAUGGUGUCACAGCAUGAGGUUGCAUUCAAGCUGACUCCGGAAUCCAUUGACGCUUUGAUCGAGUACCACAAGGACAUCUAUUCCGUCGACGUGUCCGCCAACACAUGGCAAUGGCCCGAGAAGGAGGUUCAGCUCAAGAAGCUUCAAGAGGAAUUCGUCCAAGCGGUCAACAAAUACGUCUUCCGAACUGGGGUCCGCGCGCUCGAAGGACUGGAAGAGGAGGGUGCCGGGGAACUACUGGAUGGACGGAGCGAGGACGUCAAGAACGGCAUCAUGGGCCUUUUCCUCCCGUUGCUGCCGCCCCCACCGAGGAUCGUGGACGUUGUCCGACCCGUUCCGCAGCUUCUCCCCAGCUCCCCCAACGAUGCGAACUGGUGGCACCCAGCUCAACCGAUCCCUUCCCAUCCCGCCCCCGUCGACUCGUGGCGAGUCCUCCCGUCCACCCCGAGUCCGACCAUCGCGACCUGCAGCGACUCCGCCCCAUCCUUCUGGUCCACCUUGGGCAUGGACCAAGUGCAGCUCCCGUCGCCGACCCCGUCCUUCAGCCAACCCUGCUAUAGCACGAGCAGCCAGUACUGCAGCCCACCGAUGACGACCGCGAUGCCAGCGCUCCCGCUCCCGUCGAUGCUUGCGCAGUGCGGAACGACCGCCGGCAUGGGCUUCGGCGGGUUCGCGUGGAGCUACAACGACUUUGCGCCGCAGUACGCCGCGACGAUGUAG